This is a messenger RNA of Desarmillaria tabescens, 531 nucleotides long. RefSeq lists its product as uncharacterized. The transcript has 2 exons. The record is from RefSeq and is a predicted model, not a curated record. Bases 123 to 482 code for a protein of 119 amino acids. NCBI's taxonomy places the organism in Eukaryota, Fungi, Basidiomycota, Agaricomycetes, Agaricales, Physalacriaceae.
GCAUAUGUGUGUUUUCACCAUCACUCCAAUAUGAUGAUGCUAAGGCAUUCAUAGCCCAACAAUCGCAUUGAUGUAGCAGCACCAUGGUUACUCUCAAUGUGGGCUUGUGGGCUUUCGGUUGAAUGUUCUUACCUGAACCGCCACGUUUUUCUAUCGAGCUUGUCCCGUGGUCAUUUAGAAAGAUCAGGAUGUUGUCCAUAUCCUCCAUAAGCCUCUUUCCAUUCAUUUCUCGAGUCCUAGUCAUAAUCGCACAUGCAGCGGGGUCGUGUUGUAGAAGCCGCCCAGUCAGCAACGAUAUCUGGAACUGUUAUACGGCAUGCCGGUCGUCGUCUGGGAUCAUGAACAAUCAUCGGUGUUAUUCUUUCUACAUGAUGUUCUCUGAAACCCCCAUGCAGAUACUUUGUCGCUAUCUCCAUACGAGCGGCAUAUGCAAGUUUCUCUACGUGCUAUGCCUCUUUUUCAUCGCUCCUACGGACCCUUAGGCCGGUGAGAAGUGUCCUUAUAUUCAAUAGACGCCAAGCGAAUGAUAAG